Messenger RNA from Salvelinus namaycush (lake trout), 996 nucleotides. It is a transcript of the gene snx30, whose product is annotated as sorting nexin family member 30. The transcript has 7 exons. NCBI's taxonomy places the organism in Eukaryota, Metazoa, Chordata, Actinopteri, Salmoniformes, Salmonidae. Gene Ontology annotation, molecular function: phosphatidylinositol binding. The annotation marks the transcript as partial. The record is from RefSeq and is a predicted model, not a curated record.
AUGACCAGGUUCUCAAGCCCAUCACAGAAGCAAUCUGCACAGGAAUCGGCAAGAGACCUGAGUCUGCCCAAUGGGACGCCGGUGGAGACAUCUAGCCCCGCCUCCUCAUCUUCCCUCCUGAACCGGCUGCAGCUGGAUGACGACCUGGAUGGAGAAACACGUGACCUCUUUGUUACCGUCGAAGAUCCGAAGAAACACGUCUCUACUAUGGAGACCUACAUCACCUACAAGGUCGCCACUAAGACAACGCGGGUGGAGUUUGACCUACCUGAGUACUCUGUCAGGAGGCGCUACCAGGACUUUGACUGGCUCAGGACCAAGCUGGAGGACACUCAGCCCACACAUCUCAUACCACCCCUCCCUGAGAAGUUUGUGAUGAAGGGCGUGGUUGACCGGUUCUCUGAGGAGUUUGUUGAGACGAGAAGGAAGGCUCUGGAUAAGUUCAUGAAGAGAGUGGCUGACCAUCCUGUCCUGUCGUUCAACGAACACUUCAAUGCCUUCCUCUCUGCUAAGGACCUGGAUAAGAGACGAGGCCUAGCCCUGCUCUCUAAGAUGGGGGAGUCGGUGAAGUACGUGACAGGAGGGUACAAGCUGAGGAGCCGACCCGUGGAGUUUUCUGCUAUGGGAGACUACCUCGAUAUGUUCACACAGAAGCUGGGUACUAUCGACAGGAUAGCACAGAGAAUCAUCAAAGAACAGUCAGAGUACCAGGUAGAGCUGCGUGAGUACGGUCCUGUCUACACUACCUGGGCGUUGUCGGAGGCGGAGCUACAGGAGCCUCUGGAGGGCGUGGCCAGCUGCGUCGCUAACUGUUCCAACGCUCUGGACGAACUCACCCAGGACAUGAGCGAAGACUUCCUGCCCGUGCUCCGAGAAUACGUCCUCUAUAUUGAUUCCAUGAAGAUUGUUCUGAAGAAGAGGGACAACAUUCAGGCUGAAUACGAGACUAAACUGGAAGCUGCUGCCUUCCGGAAAGAGGAAAGAGCAUCAGCCACA